CCGAAUAACCGUCUCACUCAAAGUUGUGUAAUUAUGAACCAAAAUCAAAAUCUUGUACACCGGCGGCAAGAUUCAGUACAGAUUUUUAUAUACAUAUCAGUCAACUCGUGUGUAUGAAGUUGCCCAAUAGAACUCUCGUUGCUUUUCAUAGAUUUUUCUUAUCCUUGAAAACUUGAAGAAAUGACGUAUUAUAUUAGUUACCAGUUUUUUCAUCAGCUGUUAGACAAACUGUACGUUAUUUAUCUAUUGUACUGUAAUUUCCGUGUUCCAAUCGCGGAUUCCAAUCAAUGGUUCCAAGUUAAACAGAAGUAUAUAUUUUUAGAGUUUCAGCUUGCUGGACUUUUUCUUCCGAAAGUAAUGUCGGUGGAAAAGAAUAAUGUUAAAGGGACGAAGAACACGGAAGAAGAAACGAAGAACACGGAAGAAGAAACGAAGAACACGGAAGAAGAAACGGCUACAGCAACUGAUAAAUCUGAUGAUGCAAAUGAGAGUGAUGAUAGUCCAGACUUUCUUAGAGCUAUGCUCGCUCGAUUGGGGAUUUGCACAAAUGAAGAGCAAGAGUCCGAUCAUGAGCAAGUCUUGGAUAGUGUUUCAUUUGAGGGCAUUGCAAACUACAUAAAGACUGAGAAAUGUAAAAACAUCAUAACAAUGUCCGGUGCAGGCAUUUCUACAGCAGCAGGGAUACCUGACUUCAGGUCACCAGGAAGUGGUCUAUAUGACAAUCUUCAACAGUACAAACUACCUUAUCCUGAGGCUAUAUUUGAGCUAGAGUUUUUCAAGGAAAGUCCAGAGCCUUUUUUUAAACUUGCCAAGGAACUCUAUCCUGGAACAUUCAAGCCAACCAUGUCACAUUACUUUAUUCGCUUACUGUAUGAAAAAGGACUGCUUCUUCGACAUUAUACACAGAAUAUUGAUACAUUGGAGAGGGUUGCCGGAAUUCCAGGAGAGAAGCUUGUUGAAGCUCAUGGUACAUUCCAUGAAGCCCAUUGUUUACAUUGCAGAAAGGCCUAUUCUCAGCAGUGGAUAAAAAAAGAGAUAUUUGAUGACAAAGUUCCAUCUUGUGUUAAAGACAGUUGCAGUGGUAUUGUGAAACCUGAUAUUGUGUUUUUUGGUGAAAAUCUUCCUGAUAAAUUCUCAGCAUGUCUAUCUAAGGACAUGAAGAGGUGUGAUCUUUUGAUAAUUAUGGGUACAUCACUAACUGUACAACCCUUUGCAUCUAUUCCUGAUCAUGUGCCAGACACCACACCACGUCUUUUGAUUAACCGUGAGAAAAGUGGACAACGUUUUUCUUUUUUUUCUGGCAAAGGACUCGACUUUGACAGCCCAAAAAAUUACAGAGAUGUGGCAUGGCUAGGUUCCUGUGAUGAUGGCUGUCUGGCAUUGGCUGACUUACUUGGAUGGAAAGAUGAGCUUGAACAGCUAAUGGUCAAAGAACAUAAAAUGAUUGAUGAAAAAUCUGGUGGCAAGCCACACCAAAAAGAUGCAGUGAAAGUAUAAUGAGGGAUAAAAGCCAGUGACUUAACUCCUCAAAGCUGACAGCCUGAUUUCCAUCUUUAUCCAACAUCAUACUAUAAGCUUCUGCUUGUUCAUGUGUGAAACCAAGAUCGCCUUCAAACAAUGUUUGUAGUUCUUGACGAUUUAAUACUCCACUACCGUCAACGUCAUACUUCAUAAACAAACUCCGAAGAACUACGUUUGGAACGCUUUUGUCGAAGUAACUUGCUGAAACGUUCAUCGGCGCGGCCAUUGACUUACCUGGAAAUUUACUUAGAUACUAGCAAUAAAAUGAGAUAAAUAAAGCGUUCCUUAUCUUACUGCGUCUGCUUUGCAAAUGCAACGGAAGCAAGCUGCGAGUGCUGUAUGAUAAUAUGAAGACAAGGACCACUAUUUAAACGUACCGAUGUAAUAUAUGAACGAGCGGACUGAGAGUUGUUGAAAAAUAGAAAAUCGAAAUUCAAAA
Messenger RNA from Xenia sp. Carnegie-2017, 1960 nucleotides. RefSeq names its product NAD-dependent protein deacetylase sirtuin-2-like. The coding region runs from base 181 to 1497 and encodes 438 amino acids. Gene Ontology annotation, molecular function: NAD+ binding. The record is from RefSeq and is a predicted model, not a curated record. NCBI's taxonomy places the organism in Eukaryota, Metazoa, Cnidaria, Anthozoa, Malacalcyonacea, Xeniidae. The transcript has 13 exons.